CAAAUUCAUUUCUUACUUGACAGCAGACACUUGACUUUUGCUCUGUUUGCUCUGUUUUGCCAGUUCUGCUUUUUAUCAAAACAAAUGUACUGAAGAAUUUGACAAUUAUUAACAUAGUGAAUAAAUGAAAGAAUGUCAGGUCCAGUAUUGCCUCCUAUUCCCGCUCCACUAAAGGGUAUUCAACAUUAUUUAAAAAUUGCCACUGAACAUGAUCAACGAGAUCCUGUUGUUAGUUAUUGGUGUCGUUUGUAUGCACUUCAAACUGGAUUGAAACUAUCGACAAAAACGAGCGAUGAAACGAAUUUUCUUAUGAAAUUAAUGGAUUGGUUGGAGAGGACAAAGAAAUCUUUACAUGAUAACGAAGCGAUAACUAAUAAUGUUGCUGCUCAGGCUCAUUUGGAAAAUUGGGCUUUAAAAUUAUUCUUGUACGCUGAUAAAAAUGAUCGUGAAUCUAAUUUUGGGAAGAGUGUUAUUCAAAGUUUCUACACUGCCGGUCUAUUGUAUGACGUCAUUACGACAUUUGGAGAUUUAUCCGAGGAGGCUGUACAAAAUAGAAAAUAUGCAAAGUGGAAGGCUGCUUAUAUUCAUAAUUGUUUGAAAAACGGAGAAACACCUGUCGCGGGCCCUUUAAAGGAGAAUGACGAGGAUGAUGACACUGGCUCUCAGUCUGUUGACAAUUUGAUCUCUAUCGACGAUAAUGAAACAGAAAAUCAAAACAUUGAACCUGAUCAAAAUUCUGAAGAAAAUAAUGAAAACCAAGAGGAAGAAAAUACUGGAGAUAAAGAACCCGAUGAAGCUGAAGAAAAUCAAAAAGAUGAGUCUGAGGAAGUUGCUGAUGAACCAAAUGAGGAAGAUCAAGGAAUAUCGAGUCCGUCGCCAAGUACAGAUGCAUUUGGAUUUCCUUCAGUUCCAAGUAGUUCUAGUCCGAAUAUUCCACCACCGAAGCCAUUGAAUAUUCCAUCUGAAAAUGAAAAUUUCAUUCCAAUUGAACCGAAUCCCUACAAUCCAGCUCCUACGCCGACGAAUCCAAAUAAUGGACAACAAAAUUUUAACAACUUAAAAACUGCGGGAGGAGUUGCUCUGAGUGUGGAACAAACGACGAAGGCUCAAAAACUAAUAAAAUGGGCUGGGAGUGCCUUGAAUUAUGACGAUGUACCUACUACUGUUUUAAAUCUACAAAAGGCUCUUCACCUCCUGACCACCGGCCAAGAGAUGCCUUAAAAAUUAAUAAUCAACAGAAAAAAAACACACACACACAGUAAUGCUUUGUUCACUGCUUUCAAGGCAGCAAAUAUUCUGUUGCCGAUUUGAAGUUCAACAAAAUAACAAGAUUCAAAAGCUUCUAGCUUAAUUAGAAAAGAAAAAGAAUUUGAAAUAAAAACAAAAAAUAAUUAAAUUUUGAAGUUUAACAAAAUAAUAAUAAUAAGAUUCAAAAGCUUAUUUUAAUUAGAAAAGAAAGUAAAUUUGAAAUAAUACCACAAAAAAUAUUUAAAAACUCCAAUUUUAAUGAAACGCGUGUAUGUGAUUCGUCGCAAGAGAUUGAAUAUUUUUUUAUUGCACGAUGUUUUGUUUUUUUUUAGUUAAGGGAAUGAUAUAAAAUGUACAUGAGAUUGCGCAAAACUCGUUUGUAAAUAAUGUCGCAUACUUAUUUUUUAGAAACUUGCCUUAAAUGUUUAGUGUGAAAUUAUUUAAAAUCCGCAAUAAAUAUGCUAUUUUAUUUACGUAA
Messenger RNA from Leptopilina heterotoma, 1726 nucleotides. It is a transcript of the gene Vta1, whose product is annotated as vacuolar protein sorting-associated protein VTA1 homolog. Gene Ontology annotation, cellular component: multivesicular body. The transcript is spliced from 9 exons. The coding region runs from base 133 to 1221 and encodes 362 amino acids. Gene Ontology annotation, biological process: late endosome to vacuole transport via multivesicular body sorting pathway. The record is from RefSeq and is a predicted model, not a curated record. Lineage: Eukaryota; Metazoa; Arthropoda; Insecta; Hymenoptera; Figitidae.